UGUUCGCCUUCAGCUGCAGCUGCGGGCGGCGCGGCGAGAGGCAGCAUUUUGGGAUUUCUGAAGCCUCGCACAAGCAAGACGACAAGCAUGAUGGUCGAACAGCCCAUGUGCAGCGAGAAGUACUCGAUGGCGUACCUCCUCCAAGACGUCUCGCCGCACACGACGUCGGUCUGGGAGUAUGUGCUGCAGCAUGGCGCGUUCCCGCCCGAGCUCUUUAGCCGCCAAGACGACGCGUCGCCGACCGACGACGAGUCGGACGACCACCAUAGUAUCAAGAAGGCGUGCUCGUCCGACUACUCGAGCCUCGACGGCGUCCGCACCGGCCGCUGGUCCAAGGAAGAGGAAGAGUACGCGAACGCGAUGAUCGAAGCGUUCAAGACCGGCGUCUUGCCGCUCCCGGGCACCAUGAGCAUGCGCAAGUUCGUCUCGGAGCUCCUCCGGUGCCACCCGAUGCGCGUGAGCAAGAAGUUUGUCGGCUACGUGCGAAAGUACCACUGGUACACAACGCACCUCGCCGAGUCGACGGACGGCGUCGCGCCCCACAUCGUGCUCGCCAUGUACGCGCAAUUGAGCCGCCUCGAGCAAGCCUUCUGGUCCUCGGAGCCGCUCCACGCGUCGUGAGCACGCGUUCUGUCCAUUAUUAAGUUAUCAAAAGAAUGCAUUCUAUUUCGCUGUACA
Saprolegnia parasitica CBS 223.65 is the source of this 678-nucleotide messenger RNA. RefSeq lists its product as hypothetical. The transcript has a single exon. The coding region runs from base 88 to 621 and encodes 177 amino acids. Lineage: Eukaryota; Oomycota; Saprolegniomycetes; Saprolegniales; Saprolegniaceae. The record is from RefSeq and is a predicted model, not a curated record.